AUGCGCAAGCGUUUCCACUGGCUCAAGAAGCCCAAAAUCAGGGCCGACUGGUCCAAGGAAAACCUCUACAACAUCGCACGCGCAACCAUUCCGCCCACCGGCAGCAAGACUUUCUUCCAGCAGAAAUGGAACGCCAAGGCCUUGACCCGUGCCUACCACGGUGAACAGAUCCGCGAAAAGCAAUGGCAGCGCAUGUUCCGUCGCACCUUGCCCGCAGUUGUGCCCAUGGACCACAAGUAUCUCGCCCAAAACGACGGCAGCGAACAAGCUCUCGGUCGCGGCUCCGGUGAAGACGAGCCUACCGACUUCUCCUCGCGCCGCACUCCGCAGAUGACUCCUUACAUGCACAUGACCUACUAUCCCGUCGAACGCCGCCUGGAUACGGCUGUUUGGCGUGCUCUGUUUGCCUCGAGCGCUCGCCAGGCCCGCCAAUUCGUUGUGCACGGAUGGGUCAAGGUCAACGGCAAGAAGAUGAACUAUCCUGGCUAUAUGCUGAACCCCGGCGACCUGUUCCAAGUUGACCCGGAGCGUGUCAUGUGGGCCACCGGCGCCCGCAAAGACGAGAAGCGCCAGAUGAUCACCGUGGGCAAGAAGCCGACCGAAAAGGCUGAGUCGCAAGAUACCGCCAAGGAGGAGGGACAGGAAACGGCUGCCGAGACGGACGCGGAAAAGACGGAUGCUGAGGCCAAGUCGGAGGAGGCUACGGAGGCAAAGGAGGCGGAGAAGGAACCUGAAACUAACGAGGAGGAAGUGAAGAACACUCUGAAGUCCUUGAUGGAACGGACCGAGGCCAUGAUGGCGGACUCCGAAGAGCUGUCGGCAAAGCGCAAGCAAGAUCUUCGCGGCUUCCGUCAGGCCCUUCGCAAGAUGCUUUCGCGUGCCAGGGGUGUCUCGACCUCCGUCACCGAUGACCUGGAAGCUCGUCUAGCUGAAAUCUCCAACAAGCUCGUCAAGGCCAAAUCUCCCAAGCAGCAGGUCAAGGAAGCAACCGCCGUCGAUGCCUUUACCGAGGAGCAGGAGGAGUUGCUCCAAGAAGCCCUGGAGAAGAUGCGCGAGAACCCCUUCGACCCGAGCAAGCCGUAUCUCACCCCCUGGAGACCUCGCAGCUUCAUGUCCGCUUUCGCUUUCAUCCCCCGUUACCUCGAGGUCAACCAAAACAUCUGCGCUGCCGUGUACCUCAGACACCCGGUGGCAAGGCCCGGCAUGGCUGAGGUGCCCACUCCUUUCCACUAUGAGACCAACCAGCUGGCUUUCAACUGGUACCUGAGGAGACGGUAA
Messenger RNA from Lasiodiplodia theobromae, 1278 nucleotides. RefSeq names its product RNA-binding protein. The record is from RefSeq and is a predicted model, not a curated record. Gene Ontology annotation, cellular component: mitochondrial small ribosomal subunit. Lineage: Eukaryota; Fungi; Ascomycota; Dothideomycetes; Botryosphaeriales; Botryosphaeriaceae. The transcript has 3 exons. Gene Ontology annotation, molecular function: structural constituent of ribosome; rRNA binding. Gene Ontology annotation, biological process: positive regulation of translational fidelity. The coding region runs from base 1 to 1278 and encodes 425 amino acids.